AAUGGAUAUGGACACCGUCGUCGUAGCGCCGCCGUGCCGGUGCCGGUGCCGAUGAACACACCUUCUUUUCUGAAAUUUCUCAGCUAGGAGUACGCGGAGGGCAGGUGUACGAGGACGCGACGCGGUUUUAGCGGGAAGAAAACAGGCAAGGUCGGAUCCCGUCCACGACUCGCGCGCAACGACCUCCCUCCCUCCCUCAGCUGCCAUCACCACUCACAUGGACUUCGGGGUCUGGACGCAUGCGUCUGCGUGCGAGCGGUGCUUCUUGGACUCCGCCCGCCCGCUCCGCCGUAUCCAUCUCAUCUUCCCCGCCUCCUUGCUCGCUCGCUCCCUCCCUCCCUAAUCCAUAUAUAUAAAUAUAUUCAGGAUUCAGCUCUCCAUUGCCCACAUCAAUCACAAAGCACACACUGUAAUUUCCUCUCGUCGCGUUCAGCAAAUCCUCCAAACCCCAAUCCCAACUACCAAGAAAAGAGAAGAGAAGAGAACCUAGCUAUGACUCUGCGAUCGCCGCCAGGGGGGAUCGAUCGAAAUGCUGUCUCGCCGAAGCUCCCAAACCCCAGGGACCUGAGGGACGCCGGCAUCGACAUGCCCGUGCGCUCGCCCAAGUUGCUCAGGAGCAACUCGUCCAAGAAGGUUGCAGCGGCGAGCAAUCUCGAGAGGGCGCUACUCAGCUUCAAGACCUAUGAGGCGGACGCGGCUUGCGGCGGUGUCCAUGCCCCGGAUGCUCGCGCCGGCGUCCCGUCGUCGCCCGUCCGGCGCAUCCACGGCGCCAGGCCGGGACGCCUCGCGCUCCAUAGCCCCAACACCAAGCAGACCAUGACCAUGGCUGCCGCCGCUAACGUCGUCGCACCCCUUGCGGCCCCAAACCCAAGGCCCUCCGAGCUGGAGAUGGAGAUGACAUCCUCGUCGUGCUCGCCACGGCCCCGCAGCGAGCUUCUCCUGGACGAGGCGGCCACCAAGGUGCAGAAGGUGUUCAAGGGCCACCGCACGCGGCGGAGCCUGGCCGACUGCGCCAUCGUCAUCGAGGAGCUCUGGUGGAAGCUCUACGACUCCGCGUUGCUCGACCGCAAGUCCAUCUCCUUCUUCACGGGGGAGAAGCAGGAGACUGCGGCAUCCCGGUGGGUCAGGGCUGCCAAGCGGAUCGCAAAGGUCGGCAAGGGCCUCUGCAAGGACGACAAGGCACAGCAGCUCGCUCUCCGACAUUGGCUCGAAGCUAUCGACCCACGGCAUCGGUACGGCCACAACUUGCACCUGUAUUACGACAUCUGGUUCCAGAGCUCCAGCACCGAGCCAUUCUUCUACUGGUUGGACAUUGGAGCCGGAAGGGAGGUCCAUCACCCAAACUGUCCAAGAAGCAAGCUGAACUCACAAUUGAUCAUGUACCUCGAAAUGAACGAGAGGGCUGCCUACGAAGUGAUCGUGGAAGACGGGAGGCUAACGUACAUGCAGAGCGGGGCUCUCGUGAACACCACUGACGACUCCAAGUGGAUAUUUGUGCUCAGCACAAGCAGGUCCCUCUACGUGGGUCAGAAGAAGAAGGGGCGAUUCCAGCAUUCCAGUUUCCUAGCUGGUGGAGCAACAUCAGCUGCUGGAAGACUGGUUGCCAAGGAAGGCGUUCUGAAGGCCAUCUGGCCAUACAGUGGCCAUUACCUCCCAACCGAAGAGAACUUCAACGAGUUCAUCAGCUUCCUGCGGGAGAACAACGUCGAUCUCACCAACGUCAAAAGAUGCUCGGUUGAUGACGACGAGUACCCGUCGUUCAAGAAGCAGACCUCGGACGAGCCGUGGCCAGAAGAAGCAGCUCAUGAGAAGGCCACAGAGGCGGCAGCGCAGGGCGAUGCUCCGGACGCAAUGGCACAAGAAACUGAGGCUCCCGAGGUGGACACCGUGAGCCGCGCUUCGCUCAAGUGGACGAGCGGCGCCGGCGCGCGCAUCGGCUGCGUCCGGGACUACCCGGCCCAGCUCCAGAGCAGGGCGCUGGAGCAGGUGAACCUGUCACCCAGAGUGGCGGCGUCGACGAGCAGGGUGCCGAUCCCGUCGCCACGGCCGAGCCCGCGGAUCAGGCUGUCGCCGCGGGUGCAGUACAUGGGCGUGGGCGUGGGCGUGGCGAGCCCCAGCGUGCGGCCGCUCAAGCAGCAGUGCCUUGGCAUCCGGACGCCCACGGUGCACCUCACGCUGCCCACCAACAACAGCAAGGGCAACUGAAUCUGUCUCAUACUGUCCUUCUCUUACACCACAGAGGCAUAACAACAGUUUUGUUUGUCCUAGCUAGCGUUUACACUGAUCUGUUUGUUUUAAAGUUUUUUUUUUUGGUUCCUAAUUUGACCUCAAAGUGCCUGCCCUGUAAACUUGCGUGUACAAAUGUAAACAUGCAUGCACAUGUGAAAAGUGCGAUUUCUACAGACUAAA
This is a messenger RNA of Phragmites australis (common reed), 2409 nucleotides long. RefSeq names its product IQ domain-containing protein IQM1-like. NCBI's taxonomy places the organism in Eukaryota, Viridiplantae, Streptophyta, Magnoliopsida, Poales, Poaceae. Bases 493 to 2205 code for a protein of 570 amino acids. Gene Ontology annotation, molecular function: protein binding. The transcript is spliced from 8 exons. The record is from RefSeq and is a predicted model, not a curated record.